Trichechus manatus latirostris (Florida manatee) is the source of this 475-nucleotide messenger RNA. Its product is annotated as synaptonemal complex protein 3-like. Gene Ontology annotation, biological process: meiotic cell cycle; spermatid development. Gene Ontology annotation, cellular component: synaptonemal complex. The transcript is spliced from 5 exons. The record is from RefSeq and is a predicted model, not a curated record. NCBI's taxonomy places the organism in Eukaryota, Metazoa, Chordata, Mammalia, Sirenia, Trichechidae. The annotation marks the transcript as partial.
AUGGCAUCCAAUGGAAAAAACGGAGUGGGGAAACCUGGGAGAAGCACGACGAAGGAUUCAGAUAUGGGAGCCAAUGACAAAGAAGAGAAAAAAGAUCUGAGUGGUUCUGAGCAGGUUGAGAAGGAAGGGAAGACUCCAGUAACUGAUGAUAAUGGAGGAAAAACGCCAUCUGCCGAACCAGUUGAGGAGGAAGUGGGGGACGAACUACAGGAUGUAUUGAAACCUCUUGGAGGUGACAUUACUGAGGUUCUUCUUGCAAAGAGAAGAAGAUUAGAAAUGAAUACCAGUGCUGCUAUCGACAUCAGUAAGGAGAAAAUUGAGAAUGUUUGGAAAACACAAAAAGAGCAAAGGGAGGAUCUUACUAUGAAAUGCUCUCAGCAGUUUCUGACUUUGUUCCAGCAGUGGGAUAUAGAUGUGCAGAAAGCUAAGGAACAAGAAGAACACCUAACUGUCAGUAUCAGGCUUGGCUUUAUAA